UCUGUUUGUGUGGAGGUCGGAAGACCGCUGACUAGUCGUUAUCUCACCGCGCAGCUAGGCGCAUGUGCGAAUGACUCCUUUUUAAAAAAAAAUAUUUAUAUUUCCGCGAAGUGUCACAUUAAUACCUACUAUAAAAGAUGCUUGAAGUUGUUUGGAAAAUCGUCAAUGGCAUAUGGAGUAUUCUAGUUGGAAUCUCUGAAUCCCUCGGUAUCCAAUGGGCUCCCGUCAACCUGCCAAUGGAACGUCGCCUGCAGACCCUCGGAGCUCUAGGAUGGAUCUGUCUGGUCCUCUUUGGAGAAAUAUUAUGUAUCUUCAUCUUCCUCAAGAUUGUCUACUCCGACUACUGGUGGGUCGGCGUGCUGUACGCGAUAUGGAUGGUUAACGAUAUCAACAUUUGCAAUGAGGGCGGACGAAAAAUCGAAUUAUUCAGAAACCUUUCGUGGUGGCGACGCUACCGAGACUACUUUCCUCUCAAGCUGGUGAAGACAGCCGACCUGGACCCGUCACGCAACUAUCUGUUCGCGUGCUUCCCUCACGGCAUCGUAUGUGCAGGAGCCUUCGGCGCCUUCGCCACAAACGCUUUGAACUUCUACAAGAUAUUUCCAGGAAUGUCUUGCCAUAUGAUCACUUUGGGAGGACAUUUCUUAGUGCCGCUGUUCAGAGAUUUCAUCCUUGGGCUUGGAGGGUGCUCAGCAUCGCAACAAAGUCUGAUGUAUCUUCUGGACAAAAGGAGGCAUCAGGGGAAGUGCGUUGCGUUGAUCGUUGGGGGCGCGGCAGAAGCGCUGGACUCACAUCCUGGGGAAUACAAAAUUCUGCUGAGCAGAAGGAAGGGGUUCGUCAGAAUCGCAAUGAAGUCUGGCGCCCCGCUAGUGCCAGUAUUCUCAUUCGGCGAGCCAGACGUGUUCAGGCCGUUCCAGAACCCUGAGAACAGCAGACUCAGGCGGUUCCAAGAGGCCUUCCGGAAGUACACAGGGGUGUCGCCCAUGUUCCCCAUCGGUCGAGGGCUCUUCCAGUACACCUUCGGAAUAUUGCCUCUGAGGAAUCCUGUCACUACUGUCGUGGGGGAACCGAUGGAAGUCCAGAAGAACUUGGAGCCAACGGAGGAGGAAGUGAACGCUGUUCACGCGCAGUUCACCGAGCGGCUCGUCCAGCUGUUCGAGAAGGAGAAAAGCAAAUACCUCAAGGACCAUGAAAACACACGUCUUGUCUUAACAUAAUACUAUUUUGGUGGAAAAGUAAACAGGUAUUGUUCGGCAUUCUUGGUUAGAUAAUCCAAGUAAUAGUAGUUUAGUGGAAAUGAGUCCUAUACACUGAAAAAAAUGGUUGCUUAUUGUUUACCAUAAAUAGUGGCUACCCAACUAUGUCUUACGUACGAAUGGGCGGGGGGGUGUAGGCAGAGAUGGCGGUACGCUUCGGGUGUCAAGCACCAAGUCAUACAAUAAAGAAUAAUACUGCGUAUAGAACGGCAACUCUCGCUCCCCACCAGUGUCUGAGCUAAGUUUACCUCGACCCCGUCGAAUAUAGUUUAGACUUCUUCUGUCGUGUGGGUUGUUAGGUGGAUUACCAACCCCAUCAACCCUGGUGUUAGGGUUAUAGUUUCGACUUGAAUAGUAUGGUAUCAGACGUGAGGACGUAACACACACAGAUGCGCGUGUAGGAUAAUGUCAAUGUGUAGUGUCUGUGUAAAACGAGGUUGUUUGUAUGAAGUGUCCGGGGUGUGACCACAACUAACACAUACAACCAAAAAAUACAUUUAAAGCUUAAUUAAACAGCAGCAAAGCAAAGCAUUUAAAGCUUUAAAUAAAUUUAAAGCUCACGUGAAGCUUAUGUUAUGUAAAAAAGCUUAUAAUAAAUAAAUGAUAAACAUGUCUGGUAUUAAAUGUGUUCCUCUAGUUAUUAAAUAACUUGUAAUGUACCCUCAUUGAUUUAAAAGAUGUGUUGCUGUUACAGUUUCUUGUCAUUUCUUCUCCUCAGCCAUAACACCUUGCGAAAUGACGUAAAUUCAAAAUGUUACAUUGACCUAUAACAAGUUUAUCCAUGAUAAUUACGUUGAAUAAAUGAUUCUGAUUCUGAUACACAUAAAAUCGACCUCUAUAAAGACGUUUAAGUGGUACUUGGAAGAGGAACGCCUAGGCGCACAUACCGCGAUCAAAUCUAGGUUAUUUUAAAGAAAAGCCAAGCUAAAAGUACGACGAGCAUGUAUGAAGAAUUUGAUGAGAGUGAAAGAAGCGAAAGUGGUGUGUCAGGAUCGUACUAAAUGGGAUUUCGUCCUCUCUGCCUACCCCAUAGGGAAAUAGGCAUGAUCUUAUGCACAUAUAUAUAGAAACAAGUCAAAAAAAUAUUAAUCAAACAUUUUUUUCAGUGUAUCUUUUGCGUUAUAGCACGAUGCAUAGGACAGCUAUCAUCAUAGUAUAUUUUUACCCGACUGCGGCAAAGCAAAAUGGAGGGUUAUGUUUGACAGUUACGUUAUAUCUCUUUCGCACUAGGCUAUACUGUAUCUUUGCAUCCUGCUGUCAAAUUCAUCAUGCUAGAAUACAAAUAAUAAUCUAAGUAGUACUGGUAGAUAUGAGAUACAAGUAGUUAUUAAGAGAUGUAGGGAUCAAUUAAAUGUA
This is a messenger RNA of Pectinophora gossypiella (pink bollworm), 2612 nucleotides long. Its product is annotated as 2-acylglycerol O-acyltransferase 2-like. The record is from RefSeq and is a predicted model, not a curated record. Gene Ontology annotation, molecular function: diacylglycerol O-acyltransferase activity. Gene Ontology annotation, cellular component: endoplasmic reticulum membrane. Bases 138 to 1217 code for a protein of 359 amino acids. Lineage: Eukaryota; Metazoa; Arthropoda; Insecta; Lepidoptera; Gelechiidae. Gene Ontology annotation, biological process: triglyceride biosynthetic process. The transcript has 5 exons.